Archocentrus centrarchus (flier cichlid) is the source of this 5968-nucleotide messenger RNA. RefSeq lists its product as uncharacterized. The transcript is spliced from 3 exons. Lineage: Eukaryota; Metazoa; Chordata; Actinopteri; Cichliformes; Cichlidae. Gene Ontology annotation, biological process: proteolysis; DNA integration. The record is from RefSeq and is a predicted model, not a curated record. Bases 1 to 5391 code for a protein of 1796 amino acids. Gene Ontology annotation, molecular function: nucleic acid binding; aspartic-type endopeptidase activity.
AUGUCCGAAGAGGAAGUGGGGGCAGCUGCUCCCACGGCAGGAACCAGCCAUGGAGAUGAUGCAGGUUUUCUGUUCAGUGAUGGAGGUAACCCAGUUGCACAGCUACAGUCACAGGUCCUAGAGCUGGGCAGGAAGCAUGAUGAGAUAAUGUCAAGUAUUGCUAAUCUAGGUAAUGUUCAAACACGGUCUGUUGUUUACAUCCCAAGAGAAAAACAUGUUGUACCUUUCUGUGGUGAGGUUGGAAAAGAUGUGUACACUGUAGAUGAGUUCAUAGAAGAAAUGCAGCGAAUAAUGAGGGUGAGGGGCCUACAGAGAGAGGAACAGGUAGACUUUAUCUUGUCACAUCUAAAGGGUCCAGCACUAGAGGAGGUCAAAUUACGGAUGGGAGGGCAGCCUAAGCAUCCUAGUGACCUAUUUUCAUAUUUGACUGAAGCCUUCAGAGAGAAGCGCACCACACCACAGCUAUUACAUGCUUUCUAUUCUCGCAGACAAGUGGAUGGGGAAGACUUUCGUGAGUAUUCACAUGCCCUCUCUCAGCUGCUAAAUCUAGCUCUCCAACAAUCCCCUAAUGCUGUAGCUGACGCACAACUGGCUUUGAGAGACCAGUUCAUUGAGGGGGUUCGGGACUCAGCCCUGAGACGCGGAUUGCGUAAACUAGUUAGAGAGAAACCCGACUCUAACCUAUUUGAUGUCAGAGAUGAAGCAAUAAUGUGGUCACUUGAAGACAGGCCCCGUAACAUUAAUGUAGCACGAAACCGAAACUUGGUAGGAGACAGCAGAGAUGAGACUUUAGAGAAACCAGACUCAACCAGUAAAAUACAAGCUGAUCUGGCCAUAACUCUGCAGGAAGUUGUUAAAAUGAUUGCACAGCAGGGUAGGGCGAUCACUGAGCUAACUGAUGCAGUUCGGGGGCUCACUGAGCAGAAUAUCAGCUCAGGGAGUGUUAAUCAGGGAGGUAGGCCUAAGGUCCAGCCCAAGUACACAAGUGAUGGUCAGCCUAUAUGUCUGCGUUGUGAGAGUGAACCCUCCAUUGCUGUGAGCCGAGCAAUGCGAGGAAGGUCAGAAGGCUCAGAGAGCAUUUUAACCAAAGAACGUUUUCUGGAAAAGGCUGUUGGCAAGUGUCCUGAAUUAGAUGUUCAGAUAGGGGGUGUCCCCCUUAGGUGUAUACUGGACACAGGAAGUAACGUAAGCACUUUGACUGAGGGUUUCUUCAGAAACCACCUCCAUGGAGGAGACGAGGACAUGCACUGUACUGCUAAAUGGCUCAAACUGACUGCAGCCAAUAAACUGCCGCUCCCCUACUUGGGCUAUGUCGAGCUAGACAUACAAGUUCUUGGGGUAGCUCUCCCUGAGUGUGGUUUCUUGAUAAUCAAAGAUGGGGACAAUGAGGAGCCAGACCCUUCGGUACCUGGCAUAAUUGGAAUGAACAUUGCUAAGAGAUGCCGGCAGCUGAUACACACAGAGUUUGAUGUAGCUCUGGAUGGGAAGUUGGAUCCCAUCUGGAGGGAAGCUUGCCGUAGGGUACAAGAGGCGGAGCUAGUUGGAAAGACAUCCAUGGCCCGGCUUGCUAGUAAGCACAGGGUGCGUGUACCUGCCAUGUCUGUUGCCACACUCCGUGCAAGGGGGCGCAAGGGACAGUCCAGCGGCAACUCCACUAUGCUGCUCGAGCAAGGAGACUCACCACUGCCUUGUGGGUUGAUGGUUGUUCCAACUGCCGUCUCAUCCAACAGAUCUGUGUUUCCGGUUCAGGUUAUUAACCUCUCACAGGAGGAUAUCUGGUUGUCCCCAAAAACCAGGCUAGGCAUUCUCAGCCAGUGCCAUCAUGUGGAAGAUGACCCCUAUGAGGUUAAGUUUCAGCGGAUUUCUGCUGACCUGGAGGAAGUUAGCAUUAGUCCGAGGGACAGUCAAAAAUCAGCCAGUGACAUACAGAGCUUUCUAGAUCGGCUGCACUGUGGCGGCAGCCCAGAGCAGAAAGUAGAGCUUGAGUCGCUCUUGAAGAGAUAUGCAGAUGUGUUUGCUGUGCAUGAUGAGGACCUGGGGUUCACUGAUCGAGUGAAACAUGAGAUCCCGGUGGUUGAGGAGACGCCUGUCUCCCAGCCCUACCGCCGUAUACCACCCAACCAGUACCAGGAAGUUAGGGAGCAUAUUUCAGAGCUACUUAGGAAAGGGGUAAUCCAGGAGAGUUCAAGCUCCUAUGCUUCACCUGUUGUUCUGGUACGCAAGUCGGAUGGUAGUCUAAGACUUUGCGUAGACUACAGGAGGCUAAACGCGAAGACCAGGCGGGAUGCGUUUCCGCUCCCACGCAUCGACGAAAGUCUGGAUGCACUCUGUGGCGCCAGAUUCUUUUCAACGAUUGACCUGGCUAGCGGAUAUCACCAAGUUGCAGUACAUGAGAAAGAUAGGCACAAAACUGCAUUUACCACACCCUUUGGCCUGUAUGAAUAUAAGAGAAUGCCCUUUGGAUUAUGCAAUGCGCCUGCCACAUUUCAGAGGCUCAUGCAGGCAACAAUGAGUGACUUGGUGUUUCAGACUGUACUGAUUUACCUGGAUGACUUGCUGGUGUUCUCAUCAACAUUCCAGGACCACCUGGUGAGGUUAGAGAGGGUCCUGAAAAGGUUGAGGGAGACAGGGUUGAAGGUCAAAAUGGUGAAGUGUCACUUCCUUCAACCUGAGGUCAGGUUCCUUGGUCACUCAGUCUCAGCCCAAGGCAUAGGCCCGGACCCUGACAAGAUAAGUGUUGUAAAACGGUGGCCCAUCCCCAGUACUGUAGGGGAGCUCCGUGCCUUCCUAGGCCUUUGCAGUUACUACAGGAGGUUUAUUGAAGGUUUCUCCAAGAUCGCAGGGCCCCUUCAUGAUGCUGUGAAUGCAUGCAUCAGGGAGACUAGCCAGAUGAGGGCUAACAAGAUGUUCAGGUCAGUCUGGACACAAAUGUGUCAAGAAGCUUUCGAGCUGCUGAGGGACAGACUAACCAGUGCUCCCACACUAGGCUAUGCAGACUUCACCUUACCUUUUAUCCUUGAGACAGAUGCAAGCAGCCUAGGAUUAGGUGCUGUUCUGUACCAGGAACAGGCAGGUGGGAAGAAGGUGAUAGCCUAUGCGAGCCGGAGGCUCAGAGGGGCUGAGAAGAAUGAUCGAAAUUACAGCAGCAUGAAACUCGAGCUGCUAGCACUCAAGUGGGCAGUUACGGAGAAGUUCAGGAGCUACCUGUUGGGGUCCAAAUUUACUGUCAUCACAGACAACAACCCCCUGUGUCAUCUCUCCACUGCCAAUUUGGGGGCUAUCCAGCAGCGAUGGGUCGCUCAGCUAGCUGUGUUUGACUUUGAUGUGAAAUACCGGCCUGGACGGUGCAAUACAGCAGCUGAUGCCCUCUCCCGGCAUCCGCCAGCUGAUGAGCCCGAGCCAGAUAGUGAAGAUGCAGAAUUUGAUCACUGUGUAGCCAUAUGCAGCUCACUCAAGACAGGGACAUCUUUGGAUAUGAGUUUGGUAGCAGCAGGGAUUGAACAGGGUAACAUCAGGCAGUUGCAGGCAUCUGAAGUAAUUCCAGAUAACAUACCUGUGUUGCCUGGGUACUCUAAAGCAGAACUACAGUGUUUUCAAACAUCUGACCCAGUGUUGGGGGUGCUGAGAAAGGUCUGGGGCCGCCAAAGAAAACCUACUUACCACGAGAGAGCAGGCUUAUCCAAACCAGUACGCUCCUUGUUGAAACAGUGGUCCCGACUGAGAGAAAGAGAUGGGCUUUUGUACAGAGUGAUUGAGGAUACUCACCUUGGAGAAUGCUAUCAGCUGUUGCUACCUGCAUGCCUCAAAGAGCAAGUCCUCAAGAGUGUGCAUGACCAGAUGGGACAUCAGGGCAUUGAACGAACUUUAGGACUGUUGAGACAGAGGUGUUUCUGGAGUGGUAUGCAUGAGGAUGUUGAACAGUGGGUUAAAGAGUGCCAGAGAUGUGUCCUAACAAAGAUGCCGCACCCAAGAAUCCAGGCUCCAUAUACCCCUUUUUUAGCUACUCGACCACUUGAAGUGGUGGCUGUGGACUACACAGUGCUGGAGCGAGCCACAGAUGGUCGUGAGAAUGUGCUGGUGAUCACAGACGUGUUCACAAAGUUCAGUCAGGCCAUUGCCACAAGAGAUCAGAAGGCAGAUACGACAGCAAAGGCCCUUCUCAGGGAAUGGUUUUUGAAGUAUGGAGUGCCCGAGCGCCUGCACUCUGAUCAGGGCAGAAAUUUCGAAAGUGCUGUGGUUGCAGAGCUAUGCAAGUUGUAUGGAGUAAAGAAAACCAGGACCACACCCCACCAUCCACAGGGUAACCCCCAGUGUGAGAGGUUCAACAGAACUUUACAUGACCUCCUGCGCACGCUUCCCCCUGAAAAGAAGCGGCGUUGGCCUGAGCAUCUGUCAGAACUUGUGUACGCUUACAAUGUCACACCACAUUCAACCACAGGGUAUUCACCUUACUACCUGCUGUUCGGGGUCCAUCCACACCUCCCGGUUGAUGCCCUGUUGGGCCAAGAGCAAAUGAGGGAUGAUCAGCCUGACUGGUUAAUUACCCACCAAGAGAGGCUGCGGGAUGCGCACGCACGAGCAAGAGAGUGCGCCGAGAGAAAGGCUGCUGGAAGAGUGGUGCAGCAACAGGAGAAAGUGUACUGCCCACCUGUUGGGGUGGGGCAGGAGGUGUACCUCCGACAUAGGCCUCCUGGGAGGAAUAAGAUCCAGGAUGCAUGGGCAAUUCCAGUGUACAAGGUUGUCGAGGUCCAUGGGACUACCUAUACCGUGGAACCUUUGGAGGGAGGCCCGAAGAAGAGGGUCCAUAGGUCCAACCUUCGGCCAUGUGUGGGGCCCGUACCAGUGCAAACCAAGCGUCACUGUUUGGCUGCCCCCACUGUUGAAGGGAUGUUAGUUUCGGAGUCGGAGUCGGAGUCUGACAUGGAGCCAGACUUUGUGUUGAUGGAGGAAGUCAGGUGUUCUCAAGCUGGGCAAGAGGCCAUCGUGGGGCCUGACAACUUGAACCUGCUGGCAGACAGAGCAGGAGGCCAUCAAGUAAUAGAGUGUGAGGAUGUGCCUGAGCAAAGGAGGAGCGAGACACCUAAUAGUGAUGUGGGGGCCAACUCCAUGGACCAUGCCCCACCAUCAGGGCGUUUCAGCUGCCCUGAGGAGAAAGGGGGACCGCAGCCUGUACCCGCUCCGAGAGGAAGGAAGGAGAGGAAGGCCCAGGUGGAGCCACCCGUUCCCCCUCCACGUCGAAGUGAGAGAGAGACUGCAGGGAGACAUAGAAAUAUGUUUCACCUACCCAGAUCAGCAUGUAAUUCUGUGUCCUUUAGCCCAGAUGUGUUCUCUCAGAUACUAGCAGGGGUGGCCCUUUAUACAUCCAACCUUAGAGAAGGGAUGGGGGAGUAGGAAGUCACCGAGGACGUUGACUUUUAGCAGGGGAGAAUGUAGCCAGGUGAAAUUGGAAGCGAUUAAAUAGAGGGUUAAACAGCCCCACCUGGUGGAGCAUUGUUGUCAUUCUCACUGAAGCUGGUUAGUCUCGCGAGAAUGCGGAAAUCCCGCGAGAUUUCAGAUCGAGGCUAGAGGCCAGACUAAUGUCCCGUACGCCAUCAGAUCGCCGCAAAGCUGCUUGAGAAACCGAUUGUUUGCCGCAUGGUGUGGAAAAGCCAGAGCAGUGGAGCAGCAGGGGAGAAAUCCAGUGAUAGGCUGAGGUGGUGUGUUAUAGCACAGGCUGACCACUGGAGUCAGAGUAAGUCACCGACUAUUCCCUGGUGUUAUGAUGUGAAGUGUUAUGUACUGUUUUGCUGUAAAACACUGUUUAGAUUAACUUUAUUGAGGGUAUAGAGUUUAGUCGUGUUGUAAUAUUGUGAAUGUGUUUGAUUGUUUUAUUCCUUUUCUUCUUGUCUUUGUUUUCUUUAUCAGAAAAGUGAGGCCACUGCUGUUGUCUGUAUAGGGAAUCUGAUUUGUACACAGUAGGAAAGCUUAG